This is a messenger RNA of Drosophila sulfurigaster albostrigata, 4428 nucleotides long. RefSeq names its product beta-1,4-glucuronyltransferase 1-like. The record is from RefSeq and is a predicted model, not a curated record. NCBI's taxonomy places the organism in Eukaryota, Metazoa, Arthropoda, Insecta, Diptera, Drosophilidae.
GAUAAAAAACAGUCUGAGAACGCCCAUGCCAAGCAUCGGUUGCCGCCUGAAGCAAGGUCUAACAAUGGAAACGUCAAAGGGCUACAACAUGCGCUUUGAGCCGCUGGGUCAGAAAAUGUUCACACGCCGCAACUGGCUGCUGCGCUGCAGCAUUCUCAUCAACGUGGCUGUGCUGCUCUAUAUUGGCAGCCAUGUGAUGAUUGGUGGCGGCAACAAUUUCACUAGCGGCGGCGGAUUCCUGCUGCAGGAGCAACAACAACAACAACAGCCGGCGGCAUCCGCCUUACAGCUUCCUCCCUUUUUGCCACAACAACAACAACCCACGCCCAAAAAUGUUAAUUCGGAGGCGUCUUUCGCGGAAGAGAAGCUGGUGGUGGCAGGCACUGGGAAUGCCAAUUCAGAGCCAGCAGCAGCUGCGGCGCCACCAUCGGCAGCCAUCGGCGACAGCGGAGGAGGCAAUCUACCUGAAGCUGGCCAAGUGGUGGGCAACAUUGGCGUUGUCGGCAGCAGCAGUUCAGCCACAGAGCUGAAUAACACACAGUCCGAUGGCUACAUAGUCACUGGUGAUGAAAAGGAACUGGAUGAACGAGUGCGCAGCCUACUCAAUUGCUAUGAACGCGAUUAUGACCAACAGACGCUACAGCGUGGCGACUUUUGGGUGCUGCAGAACUAUGUGAGAGCGGAGCAUGGUGAGCUCAAGUGCCACGAGUCCAUCACAUAUACAACGCAUGCGGAUUACACAUUUUUGGACAAUCUAGUGCCGCUGCUGGAACGCUGGAAUGCACCCAUUAGCAUAGCAAUGCAUGCGCCAGGCACGGAUUUCCAGCCCACACUGGACUCCAUCAAGUAUCUGCGAGACUGUGUGCCUGGAAACCAGCUGGUACGCGCCUUUGCCACCUUCCACAUCUACUUUGGCACUAAGCACAUACCCAAGUCAGUCCCCAAGGCACAGGAUGCCCUUAAGACGGGCUACAAUUGUUCGCUGCCAGCGCCGUAUUUCAAUGUCAGCUCCGGACAUUUGUAUAAAGCGCAAAAGAAGCUGUUGUAUCCAGUGAAUGUGGGUCGCAACAUCGCACGCGAUUCGGCGCUCACUCACUUUAUACUCGCCUCGGACAUUGAACUGUAUCCCAAUCCGGGACUGGUUAAGAAAUUUCUCGAAAUGAUAGCGCGCAACGAACAGUAUUUGCGGCGGAAGGCGCCAAGGGUUUUCCCACUCAGUAUUUUUGAGGUGGAUGAGAAUUCGCCAGUGCCGCACGAUAAAACCGAGCUGCAGGAGUUUCUGCGGAAUGGCAAAGCCAUACCCUUCCAUAAACGGGUCUGUGCAAGUUGUCAUGGUGUGCCCAAGUCCAAGGAGUGGAUGGCGGCCAAUGAGACGGACGAGCUGAGUGUGUUUCACAUAGGCAAACGCACUGGCUACUAUGUGCACUGGGAGCCCAUCUAUAUUGGCACCCAUGCGGAUCCCCACUACGAUGAGCGGCUCAGCUGGGAAGGCAAGAGCGACAAGAUGACGCAGGGUUACUCACUAUGUGUGCUGGACUACGAAUUCCACAUACUGGACAAUGCGUUUCUGGUACACAAGCCGGGCAUCAAAGUGCUGAAAAAGGACAAUCGGCGAGCGAUGCUGGCAGGCAAAACGAACCAGCUGAUACGUAAGAUCAUCUAUCCGGAAUUGAAGAUCAUGUACGGCAUGCGCAAGGGCUGCGCAAUAUAGUAACUAAUUCUGCAGCGCAGCAGUUGAGCAUCGACUUUGAGCGAGGCGUUUGUGAAAAGACUACGACAACAACCAGCCACACUAAUACUAUUUGCAAUGCUAUAGAAUCCGGAUGCAUCGGAUGCCUAAACGCCCUGCCCCAAAAUACCAAUUAACAAUUAAUAGUAACCAAUUACCAAUUACGAACUACCAACUACCAACCAAUAACCAAACUAUGCUAGAACCUUCCUUAUGGCAUUCGCUGCGCACUGGAAGUGUGUGGUGUUUUAUGGUUAGUUAGCAUUAGUUUAGUUAGUUAGUUAGCCUAGGAUUAGGAUCAUUACUUAGGGUAUACAUAGAACGGACGGACGUUCAGAGCGGGUGUUUUUUUCUACUCUACGCAUAAGCAAAGCCUUAGGAGCACGGCUUAAGUACGUUAAACGUAGUUAGUUGUUGGUUUCCUCUUCGUUUUUCUGUGUCUAUUAUAAUGCUGAAUUAUACAUAGAUUGUUAGCCAGGAGCUGCCAUAAAAAUAGAUCAGAACAGACCAGAUGAUAUAAAUCCAGAUUCACUAUUGUAAGGCAGCACAACAGCUAUGAAAUAUCCAUUGAGUCCUAUUUGGAAUUGACGAUUAUUUGCAUUGUUUUUGUGUAUUCAUAGGCAAGUCAUUAAUCAUUUAUGAUUUAGUUAGAGUCAUGAACAUCAAGUUUUAAUUUAAGCCAUUUAAUUUAUGUCAUUAAGUUAGCACCACAUUCACGAAAGUACUUCAUGUGGAAUACUCAAAACUCCAAACAUUUUGCCCUAAAACAUACCAACUUUUGUAUACCAGGAGCCAUUGAAAAUGGCUGAUUGAUUAAUAGAGAGAUUCCUAGAGAGACAGACACAGAUACAGACACACAGCAGUCUUACCAUUUUGAGUCUGCACUUGCCUAGUUUGUAGAUUGAGAGUGGGCAACAAAUAGGUUAAAAAUGGUUAAUACUAAUUGAAACUAAUGAUAAUAUUAUUAUUAGACAGCAACAAUUCAAAACUUAAACUAUAAACUAUACAGCUAAAGCCGCUAUAAAGUAAAACGUUUAAAUGUUAGACUUGGGAAAUUACAUAAUUAGAAUGCUGAACACAAUUGACAAGAUGCAUAAAUACAUACAUAUAAACUUUAGAUAAACAAAAAAAUCGAGGAAAAUAAUUAAAUAGCAAUUACAAUUAUACACACCUUGAGGAAGAAGUUCAAGUUAAUGCCUAAAAUUAAACAAUUAAAACAAUUAAUUGAAAAUUACGUUUUUAAUCGUAAUGCGUAAAUGCAAACCGUGAUAUUUGUACUAGUAAAGGCGAAGUUUGAAGCUGAGUUUGAGCAUUAAUUGUAAUUGUAAAACUUAAGCACUAAGUGGAAUGAGAGGAAACAAAGAUAUGAGAAUGAUGAACAGAAACAGAACUCUAAAAUCAAAUCAUAUGCAUUAAACUAGUUUUGUAUAUGCUUUUUUUUUUAGUGUUGAACUUAAAGUCAAACUUGUGCACAUAUAAAUGUUUAAAACAUAACGAAAAUAAUUCUAAAGGGACAAACACGUGCUAUCAAAGAGCCGUGUUCAGCCUUUAGUUGUAGUAAGAAGAGAAGAGAAAAGAAUUGAAAUUGAAAUUUAUAUGGCGCUUUUUUCGAGCUAGAAUUUGUUGGAAUUGUUGUAAAAUGUAGCUAGAGGACGAUCGAACGAGAAUUGUCUAGCUUAGUACGAGUAUGUUGUUAAAUCUAGGGUUUAAAUGCAAUUUCUAAUUAGAGAGUGUCUUGGGAACAACAUGCAACAAUUGGUGUUUUGUAUUUAUUGUACUUGUCUAUCUAUAAGUCUACAACACAAACUUUUCAAUUCGCUAAAAAACAAAUUUAAUUUCAAAUCCAAUUUCAAUUAGCCAGACUAAAGAUUCACUCGGUAAUUAAACAAUAUCAUUAAAACCUAAUAAACUGUUGAGGACUAAACAAAGCUAAAAAUAGAUCCAAAAAAAGAGUUAAAAAGAUAUAUAUUUAAACAUAAAAGAAAGUAAAACACUUAUUAAUAAUGUAUUGAAGUGCCUUAGAAAAUUAUAUUAACAAAAAAAAUGAACAAAAUAUGAAAAAUACCACAAAUGGAAUAAGAAAUUUUUGUGUUUCAGUUUUUACAUUUAUAAACAAUUCUCAGACACCUUUUGUUGUGUUGGCUUAGCGGCAUUUUGUUUAGGCCAAAUUGAAUAAGAGAAAUCAUUAUUUUUGUAUGUAAAUAAUAAAUAAUAUGCAUACGAUAUGUGUAUUGUGUAAAACAAAUGUAUUAAACUAUUUGUAUAUGUAUAUAUGAACGAGUAUUUAAACAAAUUAUUUACUGAUUUACUUAAACUAAACGUUUUUAUAUAGUUUUCACAACUGCAGUUAGUCGAAGUCAUAUCCUAUUGAAUGAGUCUUCUUAUAGCUAGCCUGCCAAUUUUAUGUUUACAUACUAUUAUUCUUAUUAUUAUUAAUAUUACACCAUAGUUACAAUUACAAUGUAUUAAUGUUUACCUUGUUUAGGCCAUAAAUAUCAUAUAAAAAACUACACUAAGCUAAGGCCUCUUUAAGUUCAUUUGAGCGCAGCAUUUGAUCUUUCCUUUAUACUCCAUAAUUUACUGCGCAAUAAUUGCUGAGCAAGGACUAUUAGCUGAAACAAAUGGAUGAGAAAUAUAUCUAUGCAUAAGAAUUGUAAAAAUAAAGACAACAAUUUCAAAUGGAAUAAAAAUUCAUUGUG